This is a messenger RNA of Helianthus annuus (common sunflower), 855 nucleotides long. RefSeq lists its product as uncharacterized. Lineage: Eukaryota; Viridiplantae; Streptophyta; Magnoliopsida; Asterales; Asteraceae. The transcript has 2 exons. The coding region runs from base 1 to 855 and encodes 284 amino acids. The record is from RefSeq and is a predicted model, not a curated record.
AUGGCCGGCCUUGAGGUGAACGGGGAGGACCAUCGGCUAGGGUCUGAUAUUUCGAAAGUGAACGAUCCGUGGCUGAAAGACGUCCCAUUGUUGGAAGUUUAUCCGAAUUUGUUUAGGCUGGAGGUUGUCAAAAACUGCUCGGUUAAGGACCGGUUAUCCGGUGAUUGGUUGUGGAAGCAUGAUCCGUCGUUGGAGGGAGAAGUCGCUGAGCUGAUCGAUCUAAUUGCUGAGGUUGAGGCUGUCUCGUUACGGGAAAGGAAGGACGAAUGGAAAUGGCUCCCUAGCAGCUCAGGAUCUUUCUCGGUUCAGUCCGUGAAGGAGCUUCUCGAUUCUGCGGACGACGGCGGGAACAGGUAUGUUUUCGAGUGGUGCGGUUGGGUUCCGAUUAAAUGCAAUGUUUUUGCAUGGAGGGUGGGUUUGAACCGGAUUCCCACAGCUGAUGCUUUGCGGACAAGAGGUGUUCAAGUUGGUAACGGGUCUUGCCCGUUAUGCAAUUCGGGUGAUGAAACUGUGGAUCACUUAUUUACUUCUUGUGUUGUGGCGAGUAUCUUAUGGCAAAAGGUUUCCCGAUGGUGCGGUUUGUCUCCCAUUUUUGCGUUCUCCGUGAAAGACAUUUUGGAGCUUCACAAAGACAGAUUCAUCAACACAGGGGUGAGACAUGUGGUGCAAGGCAUUAUGAUCAUUUCGAUGUGGUGUUUGUGGCUGGCCCGUAACCGUGCGGUUUUUUCGAACGAGGAGGUUAAGGUCGAUAGUGUUUUUAGCGACGUUAGGUCGUUAGGCUUUUUGUGGUAUUCUCAUAGACGUAAAGGUGUAGUGUUAUCAUGGUUGGAUUGGUGUAAAUUUGUAAAUGUUUAG